Messenger RNA from Petromyzon marinus (sea lamprey), 4689 nucleotides. RefSeq names its product actin-like protein 6B. NCBI's taxonomy places the organism in Eukaryota, Metazoa, Chordata, Hyperoartia, Petromyzontiformes, Petromyzontidae. The record is from RefSeq and is a predicted model, not a curated record.
AGAGAGUAGGGGACGCGAGCCCGGUGUCUCCCAGCCCCUCCCGUAGAUAAACCCCACGCUUCCCAUUAUUGAGGCCAACAUUGCGGAAAACGAGACGUACAGCAGCCCAUGGCGCGCACACACACAUUUUUUUAAAAAAAAUAUAUCUAAUACAGCAACAACCUCAGCUCAGCCAUCACACAAGACCUCGCAGCAUUACAGCGAUUUAAUUAAUUUCGCCAAAAAAAUAAACUCAUCCGUAAACACUAAUGAUAUAACGUAAUGAUGUGCUGUGUGCAGCUCAAUUAUUUUGUUCGCUUGUGUUUUCACAUUUUAAAAGAGACAAUGCGUGCGCUGUGUGUGUGUGAGAGAGAGCGUCGGCGUUAUUUUGUAUGCGUCGUGUGCGAUGUGUGAUGUGCAACGCAUGGGGCACACGCACACGCACGCGCGCGCGCGCACGCACGCACGCGCGCUUACGGACCCGUAGGCGCGCGCCGUUCUAUACUGUAGGGAAUACGACAGCUUCCACACGGCAGUAGGUGCUAUACAAUAGGCAGUGGCGGGUUGACACGGGAGCACCGCAGAGAGAGAGAGAGAAGCAAAAAAGGGUCGGCGACCGCGAGAUAAAAACCUGCCUGCUGCCCUGCUGCCCAGAAUGAGCGGAGGGGUUUAUGGAGGAGACGAAGUGGGAGCGCUUGUGUUUGACAUCGGAUCGUACACGGUGCGUGCUGGAUAUGCCGGGGAGGAUUGUCCCAAGGCCGACUUCCCGACGGCGCUGGGCGUGGCGCUCGCCGAGCGCGAGGCAGACGGUGCCGCGGGACCGACCGACGGCGACGCCGCAACGCGCAAGGAGCGCGCCGCCGCCGCCGCGCGCACCUACUCCAUCGACACCAACGCCCUGCACGUGCCGCGGGAGGGCGUCGAGAUCUGCUCUCCGCUCAAGAACGGCAUGAUCGAGGACUGGGACAGCUUUCAGGCCAUCCUCGACCACACUUACCGACGGCACAUCAAGUCGGAGACGCCGCUGCAUCCCGUGCUCAUGUCCGAGGCUCCCUGGAACGCGCGGGGAAAGAGGGAGAAGCUCACGGAGAUCAUGUUUGAGCACUACAACAUCCCCGCCUUCUUCCUGUGCAAGACGGCCGUACUCUCCGCCUUCGCGAACGGGCGCUCCACGGGUUUGGUCCUAGACAGCGGAGCGACGCACACCACGGCCAUCCCCGUGCACGACGGAUACGUCCUGCAGCAGGGCAUCGUGAAGUCGCCGCUCGCCGGGGAUUUCAUCACCAUGCAGUGCCGCGAGCUCUUCCAGGAGACUGCCAUCGAGAUCACGCCGCCCUACCAGAUUGCCGCCAAGGAGCCGGUACGGGAGGGGGCGCCCCCCAACUGGAGGAAGAAGGAGAAGCUGCCGACCGUGAGCAAGUCCUGGCACACGUACAUGUGCAACGAGGUGAUCCAGGACUUCCAAGCGACGGUGCUCCAGGUUUCCGAUUCUCCCUACGACGAGCAGUCUGCCGCCCAGAUGCCGACCGUGCACUAUGAGUUCACCAACGGCUACAACUGCGACUUUGGGGCCGAGCGCCUCAAGAUUCCCGAGGGCCUCUUUGAUCCCUCCAACGUGAAGGGGCUGUCGGGGAACACGAUGCUCGGAGUGAGCCACGUGGUCACCACGAGCGUGGGAAUGUGCGACAUCGACAUCCGACCGGGUCUCUAUGGGAGUGUGAUCGUGUCGGGAGGGAACACUCUCCUGCAAGGAUUCACCGAUCGCCUCAACCGAGACCUCUCACAGAAAACGCCGCCGAGCAUGAGACUCAAGCUCAUUGCCAGCCCCAGCACGGUGGAGCGGCGUUUCAGCUCCUGGGUCGGAGGCUCCAUCCUCGCCUCGCUGGGCACGUUCCAGCAGAUGUGGAUUUCCAAGCAGGAGUACGAGGAGGGAGGGAAGCAGUGCGUGGAGAGGAAAUGCCCCUGAGCCGCCCGAUCAUUGCAUCGAGCGGCGCCAGGCGACGGCGCGUCCGCGCGUGCGUGCGCACGAGAGCCGCUUCCAACGGGGGCUCCUGCGUCAACUGUUCCGCGCGCGCGCGCGCGUUCUCUCGCGGUAUUUGACCGCCGGAGUUGGGACGGACGGACGGACGGGGCGAACGAGUGAGCGAGCGACCGCCGUGCACGGAACGCGCGUGCGGAUGGAGUCGACCGUGGCGGAGGGCGAUGCGGUGCGGCAAAAUCAGAAUGCCAUUGUUCUUUACUACACUAAACCCCCCGCCGCCAACCCAACUCAGACCCAGCGCUACGGUGGAUUUGAAUUGCCGACUGCAAAGUUGUUGACGAUGCAGCGGGGGGCUCGUGCAUUGCCUGGCAUUGGCAGUGGUGUUGUGCAAGCACAGGCUGACGAUACUUUAGGACCGUUGUGAUUAGACGAAGGCUCUGUAUUGUGGUGGUGGUGCUGGUUAGGGUUGGUUAGUGGAGUGCCCUAAGUUGAAAUUUACCUUUGGCCGGUGUCCGCCCACCCCCUCCCUACCCACCCCUCCCCCGUCUCCAACUUAUAAGCUCAUAAGUGAGAUGACAGAAGAGAUAUAGAGAGGGAUUAGAGAUUACUUAGCUAUGUAAAUGUUAAUUAGAUGUGUUGAAUAGGAUUUGAAUUUGACAUUUGGUUGGACCCCUGUUUUUUUAUGAAUCCAGCUCCCUUGAGCUGAUUAAAACCCGAAGCUCCACGGUAUCGGCUCAGGGGACUGAUACCAUGUCAGAGCACUGCUGGUUGAAUCCAGGUUUCACCGGCCCAUGAUUAAAUUGGGCUCCUAAGUGAAGCGUUAUUGAUGAUGGCCUAAGCCUCGUACCUGAUCACUGCACGCAAAAAAAACGCCUUCACAUUUCAUUUGGUAUCAUCUCCAUAGCAUGGAGUGUGGGAGAGUUAAGCACUUGAAGGUGGUCUCAGUAGUAGCUCUGUAAUGUCGCCUUCCACAGGGCAUUCUCUAAUAAUGCUCUUCAAGAUCUCUGAAUGGAGAGUUCAUCUCCUUCCAUGAUGCCAAUGGCCCAGUACCUGGGAAGAGAACUUGGGGGAAAGACAGAAAAAAGUGUUAAGGCAGUGUUUGUUCAUGAUGGUGGUUCUAAAGUGUGAAUACGUGUGCAGGGUGGAAGUUGUUCAAUGGACUUAGCCACAGGAUCAUCAGUAAGUAUUUUUACAUUACCGAUCUUAUUGUCGUAAGUUACAAAUGUGUUGUGAGAAAAAUCUUAAUGUCUGGAAAGAGGAUUUCUGCAGUUCAGACUGCACUGAAUUCAACCAAACCAGCUCAGAGGUCAAAUAUCCAGGCCUGUGAUCAAACCAGGUUCUCAAAUAUUGUGUUGAUUGCCUAAACCUUGGUCACACAAAAAAAAACCUCGUUCAAUUUGCUUCCACACUUGGUUACAUUUUAUUUCUGAACGUUUACUCUCAUAAUGGGUUGUAAGGUGCUGCCCACUAAUUUGUGUUCGAGAGGUCACUUGAAGGGAUCCCAGUAGUUUUGUGAUGUUCGCUUUCAUCGGCCAUUCUCUACCACAGAGGGUCCCCACUGCUCCGUGAGAGGUCUCAAUCGACACCGUUUCACGGCGGAACGCCGGUAAUCAAAUUCGGGAUAACAUUUAGGGCAGAGCUUUUGUUUUUCGACCAAAUCGCCCUAAAUGCGCUCGAAUCGUUUCAGAAUUGAGAAGCGCAUAAGGGUUGGUGCCCGGUUAGCGCUUGGAUGGGUAGCUGCCAAGGCUUUGCCAGGUGUUGUAGGAGUGUGGCUGGCUUACUAGGGGUGCUCCAAUUUCCUCCCACACGAAGCCCAACUCUCAGUGAUGGGAAAAGCCAAACAUCCCUAAUGUGGCAGGACCCUCCUGAAAAUGCCUUGAUGAUCACUUAAGCCUUCUCAGGCAUCACCAUAGUAUUUAAAAAGACAUAACAAGGGACUAAUUUCAGACAUUAUAAGAAACGGGCAAGGGCUCUCCAGAGAAGUAAAAAUUGCUUCAAAGGCAUGGUGGUUUAAAAGGCACGUUGGUUUAAAGUGAUAUUGUAUACAAACUCGUUGUGUUGCCAUGGCGCAUUACGGGUAAAACCAGUAUUAGCAGAACUCCAUUCUUUACAGUAUUGCUUUUUGUUGGACACGGUCCCCCUAGUUUAUAUGGAGUGCUCCUGCCAAUGACAUUUGGUAAUUCAGCAGCAUUUGUUUAACCCUGAACUGCUGACGAGACUGAAGGUUAAAGACCAGUUAUGAAUUUGCUUUCUGAAAAAGAUCUAUUCGAUAUUGGUCUGGAAAAGCAAAAGGCUGACCGACAAGUAUUGUGGGUACACAGAACGCGAGUUCAGUUUUGUGCUGGAGUUAAGGUGGAAGCAAGCAAGCGCCUUCCCUCUUGAGGACACAAUUCACGUUACUUCCUGGCCAAACAGACAGGCCAAUGGCAUUACUCAAAGAGUUUUACAGACUCGCACAUGCAGCGUGCGUCGUGUGGCAGCAGCAGCAGCAGCAGGGGCAGCGACGGUGGCUCGGUGGAGAUAAAUGUUGACCGUUUUGUAAAGUUAUUUCGUUACGUAAAAAUGAUGGUGCUUAAUUGUCGUCGAGAAGCUUACCUUGAUGUGAUCAAAGUUAACCGAAAGCGGACGCCACACGUUUUACGUGGCAGUGCAUGUUCCAGUCGUGUACUCUUGGCGAGCGUGGUUGGUUGCGUGUCAGUGAAGUGAUUAAACAGACUCCAAACAGAACA